GUGAAUUAUGGUUUUUCUGUUAACUUCUGAUUGUUUUGUCUCCGAUAUGGUCAUGUUAUUCGUGUGCCCGUUAGUGGAAGGUUUAUAAACGCUAGCACAUGUCGACAUGUUAUUGAUAGAACUGGUUCGUUCAAGUGACCCUGCUAGUGGGGGUUAUACACUAGCAAAUAGUAUAUCUGCCAGUGGGAGGUUUAUAACACUGGUCGUGACCUAUAGAGGAGACGUCUAUUUUGUUCCCGCACUGUAUCCAUUUUUCUGAUUAUACUUGUUGGCAUGCUAUAAGUUUAAUUAAGGGCUAUCCAUAUUUACUUACUGAGUUUAUCUCAUAGUUUUUCCUUAUCCACCAUUUUAGGAAGCGAAGUCAAGGACAGGAAAAACGAGGGGAGUGGCGAGUUAGAAGGCUAGCCAUCUUGUAAAUUGAGCAUAGAUUUAGAUAUAAAUCAUGAUAUUGUAAACUAGACUUUAUUUGGAGAUUUUAUGAUAUCAGAGAAAUUUUAAAUUUUAU
Molecule: messenger RNA, 505 nt
Organism: Rubroshorea leprosula
Lineage: Eukaryota; Viridiplantae; Streptophyta; Magnoliopsida; Malvales; Dipterocarpaceae
Source: the annotation of a GenBank genome assembly